This is a messenger RNA of Lolium perenne, 933 nucleotides long. RefSeq names its product heavy metal-associated isoprenylated plant protein 39. The record is from RefSeq and is a predicted model, not a curated record. Gene Ontology annotation, molecular function: metal ion binding. NCBI's taxonomy places the organism in Eukaryota, Viridiplantae, Streptophyta, Magnoliopsida, Poales, Poaceae.
AGUCGCUACAGCCUUUAUUUACAGCUUCCUUAAUUCUUUGCUAGGCAUCUCAGCGGCCCCUCCACCAUUGCCUUUUCUGCCAUUCUAGUCCAGCACACCUCCUCAACCCCACCAUUAUUCCUUCCUAUCCGUUAGUCCAUUCCGCCGGCCUCUCUUCACCGCGCAACCGCCGGCUGGUCUGGUGCUCAGCUCGUAUAUGGGGGACAUGUCGAAGAAAAUCGUGGUGAAGCUGGAAUUGCACGACAAGAAGGAUAAGCAGAAGGCCAUGAAGGCCGUUUCCGCGCUCGUCGGCAUUGACGAGCUGUCCGUGGACAUGGCGACCCGCAAGAUGACGGUGAUCGGCAUGGUGGACCCGGUGGUUGUGGUGAGCAAGCUGCGCAAGACGUGGGCGGCGUCCAUCGACUCGGUCGGCCCGGCCAAGGUGCCGGAGAAGGAAGCGGAGAAGAAGAAAGAGGAGGACGGCAAGAAGGACGGCGGCGCCGACGCGAAGAAGGACGGCGUCGAUGCAAAGAAGGAAGACGACGGAGCCAAGAAGGACGGUGACGCCAAGAAGGACGACGGCGAGAAGAAGCCGCCGCAGCCGACGGAGGAGCAGCUCAUUGCCGAGCUCAUGAACCAGUACCGAUCAGCUUACGCUUAUCACAACCCGUACUACAUGAACAACCACUACGUCGUGCAGAGCAUGGAGGAGAACCCCAACUCCUGCACCAUCUGCUAAGCAAGUAAGCAAGCGCUGCAUGAGAUAACUAUGCAGAGUGAGACAGUGAGUACGUAAGAAACGAAGACGAUUCUUGCUCUUCUGCACUGUGUGUCUUCUGUGUACAAACUUUGCUACUAUCCUGGUACAGUUAUAACUGUAAGGACGUGUGACUACAAUUUUGGUUUUGUAAAUAUGUAUAUUAAGAAAAUAUAUGCGCCAUGCAUGUGUGUAAA